This is a messenger RNA of Cucumis melo (muskmelon), 771 nucleotides long. RefSeq names its product protein LITTLE ZIPPER 4. The transcript has 2 exons. Lineage: Eukaryota; Viridiplantae; Streptophyta; Magnoliopsida; Cucurbitales; Cucurbitaceae. The coding region runs from base 404 to 622 and encodes 72 amino acids. The record is from RefSeq and is a predicted model, not a curated record.
UACAUUUUGUCAUCAAUUUAUCCUUAUUCCGUCUUUUAUUUUUUUUUUCACUAAAAAAUCUUUUAUUUAAGUAUUUUCUAAUAAGAAAAUCCCCUGUUUCAAAGCUGUUUUUGCCUCCUCUUUUUCCCCAUUUGUUUCUGUCUCUUUCUCUUCUAACUCUCAUUAUUACAUAUGGCUAAGACCAAAGCUUCCUCUUCUUCUUCUUCUUCUUCUUCAUUACUGUUGGAUUUAUCAAUCUCUAUAAAUUAAACUCUCACUAUUUUUUUUCAAUUCCUAAUACUAAAACCCAUCUCAACAUUUCCAUCUCGUGGUUUUUGUUUUUGGAAUUUGGUUGAUGUAAUAUCAUCAUAUAUUUAUCAACCAAAUUGUGAUCAAUCAAUAAUCAAAUAAGCAAGAGGAAGGAAUGGAGAGGCUAAACUCAGAGUUGUACUUGCAAAACUGUUACAUAAUGAAGGAAAAUGAGAGAUUGAGGAAGAAGGCCCAACUUUUGAACCAAGAAAAUCAAGCUCUUCUUUCAGAACUGAAGCAGAAAUUAUCGAAAGGAAAUUCAAAAGCCAAUGCUUCAAAAUCAAUUCCUGAUCUUAAUCUUUCCUCCGCAAAUCCUUCUAAUUCUUCCAAUUGAAAUCAUACAAUAUCAAUGGAAGAAGAAGAAGAAGAAGAACAUGAUGAUGAUGAUGUUGAUGAUGAUAUCAAGACCCCACUUAAAGUUUAAUCUUAUUUUUAAUUUUUUUUUUUAUGUUUUUCAUUUUUUGUGAAUUACCAUAGCCAACA